CGAGGACUACAAAUUGACAGAAAACGGACUACAAUUUUGGGAGCACCUGCGCAGAAAGAGUUUGAGUGCUUUAAAUGAACUGUACGUGCAAAGAUGGCAGCUCAAGUCGACUUGCUCCGUGUAAAAGUAGGAGAAGAAAGGGUGAGGGACUGUUUGGAUAGAUUCAUAAAAGAGAAGAAAAAGAAGAGACCCUUGUCACCGCAGGCGGACAAACGGGAGAAAGAGGUGAAGAAAGUCAAGCUCCAUCAUCAUUAUCACCCCCAUCACAGACCACACGCUGAGCACCGGGCGCACAAGCCGCACAAGCUGCAGCCGAACACCGCUUGUGUCGCUCCCGCUCCCUCUCCAGCUCCUGUCCAUCGGCAUUUCAGCGACAAACAUGCGCUGCACCACCACUCCCAUAACAACGUCCACCACCAUGGACACAGCCAGAACCAGGGCAGCGGGACGAAGAAGAGCCUGCUGCCCGCCACGCCUCCUUCUAACGCCGCUGCACCUCAGAGGAAGACCCCCACAGAGCAGGUGCCCAAGAAGCGCCCGGUGCCCACAGAGCCAGCGGCGAUCUUUUCAUUCACGCCGCUCAAAAUGGUCAAGGCCAAGGAUGCACAGUUUAAAGAGAAACACCGGGAGAAGAAGGGAGAGGAGCUCAAACUCAAAGUGAAGAAGGAAAAUGCAGAGAGAAACUUAAAGAUCCCCGAUGUCAAGAAAAAGAAAGAGACAAAACCUCAUGAUGAGAACCUUAAGUCUCAAACACUGGAGGAGUACCUGCUCAAGAAGAAAAAGAAAAAGAAGAAGCAUCGCGAAGAGGAGUGCAGCAUUAAAAAAGUCAGAUACCUCCUGAACAAAGAGGUGCAGACGGACCUCAAACUGUGCAGAACUCAAGACCGGCCUGUGAAGAGAGGAGGGAGAACCAUCAAAAGCCAUAUCCCGUAUCUCCACGCACUGAAACUGGGUCACACACACUUUAUCUCCCAUCAAGAGCACUAUAUCCGCAGCUCCUGUCUCCAGACCACCUCCAGAUUUGGGCGCUUUCUUCAUGAGGAGAAACAGCCCAACGGAGGGGGUUAUGUCCUGCAUGCAUACGCUGACGAACUGGCGUGUCUGAGCGCUGAGGAGCUGGAGGCGUUUGCUCAGGAGUACCUAGACUUGGCCUUCACAGAGCACCCAAAAGGUGCGUCCAAAUAUGCCCUUUCUGUGAUCCACGGAGCUGCUAAUUAUCUGCCCGACUUCUUGGACUAUUUUGCGUUUAAUUUUCCCAACACGCCAGUCAAAAUGGAAAUUCUGGGCAAGAAAGAUAUAGAGACUACCACAAUCGCUAACUUUCACUCUCAGGUGAGCCGUACAUACUGCGCUGGGACGUACCGUGCUGGCCCAAUGAGGCAGAUCAGUUUGGUGGGAGCCGUGGAUGAGGAGGUUGGAAACUUCUUCCCAGAAUUCCUCAACAUGCUCGAAGAGUCACCCUUUUUAAAGAUGACGCUGCCCUGGGGUACUCUUUCCAGUCUGAGAUUGGACUGCAGGACUCAGAGUGACGAUGGACCCAUCCUGUGGGUCAGACCUGGGGAACAGAUGGUGCCCACUGCAGACAUGCCCAAGUCUCCUUUCAAGAGACGCAGGUCAAUGAAUGAGAUCAAGAACCUGCACUACCUGCCCAGGACCAGUGAGCCCAGAGAGAUGCUGUUUGAGGACAGGACUAAAGCUCAUGCAGAUCACGUGGGGCAGAGCUUUGACUGGCAGAGCACUGCGGCUGUGGGCGUGCUCAAGGCUGUGCACUUCGGAGAGCAUAACCCACAGCCUCGGAUCACCAAAGACGUUGUGUGUUUCGACGCUGGAGACUUCAGCGAUGUUGUCCACAGACUCCAACUGGACAUCUACGAGCCCCCUGUGUCACAGUGCGUUCAGUGGGUGGAUGAUGCCAAGCUGAACCAGCUGCGGCGGGAGGGUAUCAGGUAUGUUCGAGUCCAGCUCUGUGACGAUGACGUUUACUUCAUCCCCAGAAACGUCAUCCAUCAGUUCAAGACUGUGUCUGCAGUCUGCAGCCUGGCCUGGCACAUCCGUCUCAAACAAUACCAACCCGAAGAGCAUCACCCCACUGACCCCACUCUCGCCAAUGACCCCACCUCCAUCCAAGAUGCCCACCCAAGCGGCCCCACCCAAACCUCUUCUCACGUCUUUGUUCCCUCCCCCACGCGACCGGACGCUACUGUGACCCCCUGCGUGCGACCCCAAGGGGGCAGUGUGCAAGGCGGGGUGGCCAACACUAGAGACCCAGAGUUCCAGAGACCGGCCACACCUCCUCAGGAGCCCCAGCCAGCCCCCCCUCAGCCCACCAAGUCUGCGUAUACCCCCCCACUGCUCCCCCUAGUGGCUCCAGAGCAGUCUGCAUGCACUCCUGUGAACGAGCCUGCACUUCCAAAAGCUCUGGAGCGAAGCACAGAGCUCUCACAAUGAACUGUUACUGUGGUGCUUAAACUAAUGUUUUUUGGAGAGUUUUGGUUAAAUUUGGAGGAUAAAGGAUUUUACUUUCUUCACAGGAAGCAUUGAACUGGAGAUAUUGCUUUAAGGUAGACUGUGUUUUUAUUUUUAUUUAUUUUUUAAUUAUGCAAAGCUAUAAUUUUAUCAUUUUAUACUUUUAUAAACUCUCAGAACAUAUUCUGCUGUUUGGCCAAAUUUUUAUUUAGGAUUUGAGCUUUUUAAGUUUUACAAGACGCAAAUUGACAAUAUUAACUUUACUUUUUAAAAUCUACUGAGAUAGAUUUUUUCAAGAUCAAAAUAUCAUUACAUCAUUACAAUUUCAGAUAUGUCAAAACAUUCACAGAAAAGUGAAUUGAUUUCAGUUCGAAAUCAAAUUGCGAUCAAAACUAAAACAAAUCUUAACUUUGUAUUGUUGCACUUUACUGCGUUUACUCUUGAUCCUUGAUGAUUUUCAGAAAUUCAAGGAAUCUCAUGUAUAAAGUACUGUUUUAUAUUUAUAUAUAUACUCUACAAUCGCCAUUCAGACACAUGACUUCAAUAGGUAUAAAUAAAAUAUAACUUCACAAUAAUAUUCAGAAAUAAUGUCACAUUUUCUGUUUCAUGUAACUGUCUUUGUUUGAUGCAUCAAUUUUUUAUACAUUUCUUCUGCAGAGUGCAUAUGAAGCUGCACCUGCAUUUUAUGUUUUCUUUUAAAUUAAUAAUUUAAAUAAUUAUUUUUGUAGAGUGUAUUUUUUUAUUUAUAAAAUUUCAAUUUCAGACAUAGUUUAAAGUUGUUAGUAUCAGAGGACAUAUGGCGCCUGCUGUUGGCAAUAAGUUUGAUUCUUCCCUUUGGGGUUGUGUGUAAAUAUUUUGUUAUAACCCAGGUGUGUUGUGUAUUUGAGAUAUUUUUUAUUUUGGAAUCUUGAUUUAGUUGCUGUUGUGUUGUUCAACUAACUUAUGAAACUUAUGUGUGACUUUGUUGUGAAGUAUAAGUGAGGGCCUUUAAAUACUUCCAGUUCAAAGGUCACAGAAUAUCAGAAUAUUAUUAUUAUUAUUAUUAUUAUUAUGGUUAAUUCUUCCAGAAGCCUUUCUUUUGAUUUUAAAAGUCACACUGCCCUCCUUCACUUCGGCAACCCUGACCCCAAGAGCUAACUAACUCACAGUUCUUCCACAGUCAGACAUGGACUGAACCAGGACUAAACCAGCACUUAACCAGGACCUAAAGAGAACUGAACUGGGACUGAACGGGACUAAACCGGAACCAAACCAGGACGACUAAAACAAGACUGAACCAGGACUUAACCAGGUCAGAGAUCCAUGUAUUUUUUCCUGAAUAUGAGUAGACUGUUUAUUUCAAAGCGAAAAAAAGUUAAAUCACUUGGAACGUUCUUCAAAGAGUUUUCCUUUUCACAACUGCACAAUUGCAUGUUUUCCAAUGAUUGGCAAGUUUUUUAUUCAAUGUAAAUACAAAUUAUCCAAGUUUUUGAAUAUAUUUUACCAGCAUUUUUGCCCAUAUUUGUCAGGGGAUCCAAUGUGAACUGAGGGCACUGUUAUUCAUAUAUUCCAGUUGCUCUAUCAUAGCCUGCCCAGUGCCUUGUGUAAAUGAACGGCCUCAUUCUGCUGUGAGGUACUUAAGAUGGAGAGACUUGAUUUAUUUAAAGCUUACAUAACUUAUGUAUCUGCAUGAGUGGAGGAAAAUGUAUUGUAAUUUAAAUGCCUUUGUUAGAAACCUCAUUUAGGAAAGCAAAAAUGUGUUAAAUAAACUGUUGAU
Molecule: messenger RNA, 4222 nt
Organism: Boleophthalmus pectinirostris (great blue-spotted mudskipper)
Lineage: Eukaryota; Metazoa; Chordata; Actinopteri; Gobiiformes; Gobiidae
Product: lysine-specific demethylase 9
Exons: 7
Coding region: 94-2448 (784 amino acids)
Cellular component (GO): nucleus
Source: RefSeq, a predicted model, not a curated record